Messenger RNA from Peronospora matthiolae, 114 nucleotides. The record is from the annotation of a GenBank genome assembly. Lineage: Eukaryota; Oomycota; Peronosporomycetes; Peronosporales; Peronosporaceae.
AUGUGGAAGAACCAGCUCGGCGUCGACAAGAUAUGGAAGAAUCAGCUUGACGUCGACGAGUUGUGGAAGAACCAGCUUGGCGCCGUGUUGACUUGCUGGACAUACCUGCAGUAG